This is a messenger RNA of Podarcis lilfordi (Lilford's wall lizard), 19430 nucleotides long. NCBI's taxonomy places the organism in Eukaryota, Metazoa, Chordata, Lepidosauria, Squamata, Lacertidae. The record is from the annotation of a GenBank genome assembly.
AAGGACGUUCCAGGGAGAAAGGGACGCUUGGAGGGUCUGAAAUAACAUGAGAAUGGGCCUAGGAAUAGGGGAACUCCUGUCCAUUUCGCCUUCCUCUCGCUUCCUCCUUUUUCUGCUUCUCCGCCGUCCACAUUUCCGCAGCUUAUAUGAAACAGAAAGUUACGCAAGGCUGGCCAAAGAGGGAUCCGGAAAGAGAAAGUAAAGAGAGAGGGGGCAAAGGUUGCUUGCUCGCCUGCUCGAGAUAGUUUGCUAGAAGCGAUGGCGGACGGCCGUCAGGGAAUCCGGUGAGAGCCUUUUGCAAAAAUCCCCCUCGUCGGGACCCGCUUCCCCCCUCUUCUCCGCUUCCCUUGAAAGCUGCCCGUCUUCCCCACCCUCUCCCUCCUCGCCAUUCCUUUAAAUUCAUGCUGAAACGAAGUAAAGGGGAAAGAGAGUCCCCGUUGCCCACGUGUUGAUUCUUUCUGCCAAGAAAGCUGCAAAGGGGGCUUUUUUUUGCGCAGGAAAAAAGCUGCUUCCAGAGGCGCUCUUGCUGCGGGCGAACGGGAGAGGCGCGCAAAAGCGCGCAAGGCAACGCAGCCGCGGAAGGAAGCCGCCCCUCCAGUCUCUCCUCCCUAGGCUGUGCGCGCCGCGCCGCGCCGCGCCCAUGUCAGUGGAGGCGGCCCGCUUUCAUCUCCACAGCUAGCGGGGCUUGAAUUCGUCCCCAAGCCAAGCACCUCCCCAAAACAACAAAAACCACAGAAGCAAAAACAAAUAGCUCCGGGAAAUUAGCGUCUUUUCCUAGGGACAUGGGAAGUUUCCUCAUACGGCAUGUGACCGGGGGUUCUCCACCCCUGAUGAGGAGACAUGGGGAAGUAUGCUGACGCCAUCUCGCUCUCCACAGGGUUUCAGGAUGGGCUCCUUGCCAGCCCUUCCUGGAGAUGCUCAGCCACUGGAAGUGAGCUUGAGACACAGGGCAAGAGUGUCUUUCCUAGCCUUGCCUGGGGAUACCGGGGAUCGAACCGGGAACCUCUGACAAGCAGAGCAUGCGUACUUCUGCAGAGAUUCCCUUAACUCUGAUACAGAACAUGCCGACCUCCGGGUGUCAGACAUGAGAACGUAAAAGCCCCACUGCAAACAGGAUAUUGCAAGUUGGAAAAGUUUCAGAAAAGAGGGGAGGGGAUACAAAACUUAGUAUCUUUUUGUAUUCCCCCCCCCAAAAAAUACAAAACUUAAUAUCUUUUUGUUUUAUAUUUUUCUCUAUAAACCUUAAUAACAUUAAGUUUUUUUAAAAAAGGGAGGGGAGGAGGAAAAGUUUCAAAAAAGGGCAACCUAAAUGAUCAAAAUGCAACUUUCUGCACAGGAAGGAGUAACUCCCCUUUGCAGAAAGGUUGCAGUGUUAGGGACUUUUUAGUUUAGAGUAAAAGUGAUAAAGUUAUAGAUGUUUAGAAAGUUAUGUACUGCAUGAAGAAAAGUUUUCCUACCCUUCUCAUAACAUCAGAACUCGUGGACAUGAAAUGUAGCUGAUUGCUGGAAGAUUUGGGACAAAUAAAAGAAUGUGCUUUGUCAUUUGGCAAUGGAUAAACAUUGGGACUCACUCCCAAAGUCUGCUGAAAGAGUUCUCAAGAACUCAAAAGCUUGUUGUCUACUUUAUGACGAUUCACUUAGUCAUAAUAAAGGCAUUACAAUACUAAUACUAUGCCAAUAAAGGUAUUAUUAUAUUGUGGCUUUAGGGCUUUUCAAAUCUACUAAAACGGCAUCUCACAAUUUCUUUUUUUAAACAAUCAGUUUGUUGCUGAAAUAAUGGUCGUAUGAAGCCAGCCUUGACUUUAUAUAUUAAGUGUUAAGCACCUACUACUUCAGACCUUCAUCUGACAGUCUUAAAAUUGCAUCCACAACUGCACUCUCUAAGGAUUUUAAAUUGACUGCAUCUAUUUCUGCUUUUUGUACACUAAGUCACUCAUUUAUAUUUGUUAUUGUGCAUUACAUUCUUUUUCACUUUCUCCUGCUAGAGUACCAACUCAGACAUAUGGAACUGUUGGACAGACAUCUGCUCAGUGGACGUUCGGUAUGAAAAGCAAGACACUGCAGGCAUUAAUUAUCCUUGUUAACCUUGGUAGCGUAACAUUCAGAUGUCACACUAAAUCCUAGUUUAUAAGGGGUUGCCAAUGUGGAUGCAGGUGCUAGCAUGCCCACUGGCACCAUCUCUUGUGCCUGUGUAAGGUCUUGAUAAAUAUCCAUGAUGCAUGAGAAAUUUGCCCUUCCUUCUCAGUUCUUGUUUGUAUUGGCUCAGCAUUGCUACGUCCUCCUUACAUUUGGUGACUGGUGCCCAUGGCACUUUCUCAAAUCCCAAAGGUACCCACUGGCCCCAAACCCUUGACCUAUGACUUGUGUAAUAAAGACGAAAUCUUAUAUGUAGGUUUCAGUGUUCCAUACGAUUCAUUAUAUGUUUGAGGGAUGACAACGUUCAACGUCUUUCUUUUCCCUAACUUUUUUGUAGGUGCCGCCAUUCCUACAGACAUGGCUCAGAUGCCAGGACCUUAUGCUGCUCCUACGUAUAACACAGGCACCAUAUCUGGCUAUGAAGGCACAACCGCUGCAGGCAAGCCCUUGUUGGUGUGGACCCUAGUUCCCUAAAGUGUAUGCCAGUGGUAGGCAACCUAAGGCCCAUGGCCCACAAGCAGCCCAUGGGGGUCGUUUAACUGGCCCACGAGCCGCCCCCAAACCGAGCCACCCGCUUGGUGAGCCCCUGCACGCUACGCUAAACCAGCGCGGCAUGGUGCGGGGACUUGCUUCUGCGGUGCUGGAAAUAGCAUCUGCACAUGCUCAGUCUCCGAAAAUCACGUCUGUGCAGAUGCAGACACUGGAAAUCGUGUCUGCACAGACGCCAGAAAUCGCGGCCGUGCGCGCUCAUGUGCACAUGCGCUCUUGCCCGUGGAAGGAUCUCCGCUGGAGUGAACUGGCCCAGGCAAGGUAAACCUUGCUGACCACUGGUGUAUGCUGUAAUACAAGUGUUAGUUUUUAAGAUGCUUCCCUUGUGCUUGAUCCAGACACUGCAGUUAGUGCAGAAUACUGCAGCGUGAUUGCUAACAGGAGUAAGGCCUUGUCAGCGUCUCCGAGAUCUGCAAUGGUUGCUGAUUCGCUACCUGGCCAAGUUCAAGUGUUGCUAUUAGUAUAUAAAGCCCUUAACAAUUUGGGACAUAGCUGUCAACAUUUCCCUUUUCUUAAGGGAAAUUCCCUUAUUCCGAAUAGGAUUCCUCGCAAGAAAAGGGAAAAGUUGACAGCUAUGAUUUGGGACCAGUUUACCCAGGUGUGCCCACUGCAUGAAUGUUCCAAUCCAUUAUUGCCAAGGAGAACUUUCUUUUAGCAUGUUGCUCGUGAGACCUGAGAACAUUCACAACUGCUUAUCCUGCUGUUCUUACCCAAACCCCAUUCCUUUACAGGAGGAAAACAUUGCCUGCCUCCGCCUAACUUGUUUCUUGGACAUGGAGGUGGACAACAGCCGCCCCAGAGAACGUGGAAGUAAGUGGAUACUGUUAUGCAUUCUGUUGUGGACUUCCUUCUCAGGGUCACAUGACAGUGGUGUGGGUGGGGCCAAGCAGGGCAUGCAGAUUUCACCUUUGUUCAGUAGGCUAGUUUCCACAGACACUCACGCAUCUCUCCCCAGCCUCCAUUCAGAAAUUCACGAGGUGUUUUCAAACUUCAAAGACAUAUUCCAACCAGGCCUGGGGAGAGUUGUGAGGGCCAGAAAAAAGAGAUAUGGCGUGCAUAUUUGGCUCUUGACCCUGAGGUCCCCCCCCACACCAGACAAAGAGGGCCAUGGGAAGGUUGGCGGUCAAUUUUGCUUAUCCCUCCUUUUCGUCCUUUCCUACAGCGUUCCUGCCAUUACUGAAGAUGAGGCCAAAGAAGCUUUUAUCCAGUACGCUUCCAGCAAGUGCUGCUACAGCACAGACCCAGCCAAAGAGAUGGUGUUUAAUGACCUACAGUUAUUCAAUACCUACAGAGUAAGCAGUAUAUAUUGGUAAUAGUAUAGCUAUGCAGGAGCAGCUGGUAUGGUGGAGGCAGAGACGCCCUCUCAAGGCUGGCAUUGCCAGUCUGACACAUCUGCCCCAACCACACCACCACCUUGCCCCAGUGCCAUCCAGGUAAGCCGCAGUGACGCUGGUGUUGGGAAGGUGGUUCUGCGCUUCUUCCCAACUACAGCACACCAGCCACUGCUGCUGCCAUUUAUUUAUUUUGAUUACUAUGUUUAUAUUCUUAAUGGUUAGCUGCCUUGAGUGUGGAAGGUCCUUUCAAAGAAUCAACAAACAAGAAACGGUAUCAUUCAUUCCUAACCCCAGAUCUUACUGUGCUGUCUGCAAUGACAUAGCUAAGUGUGUAUGUGAAAAUUAGGGAUACUUCAUAAAGGGCAUUUAACUACCAAUGCAAACUGAUGGCAGUGCCCCUUUUGCCUAAAUUAUGAGGUGCCCACUUGGACCGAGGAAGUAAUAGAGCGCUUGAAGUUAUUCUGUGGUGCUGUUGUGCAGCAGAAGGUUGUGUUUGUUUAAGGCACAUAAAGGAAAAAUAAUAAAGAGAAAGAAUUUUGCAAAUUGAAUUUUCCCUUUGGCCACUGCAUGGAUCAUGACUUCAACCAGAGUUGGGCGACCUGUUGUCCUCGAGAUGUUGAUGGACUCCAGCUUCCAUCCAUCAUCGUUGACCAUCAGCUGUGUUGGCUGGAGCUGAAUAGGAAUUCAGAAACAUCUGGAGGGCUGCAAGUUCCUCAUCCCUGGCCUAACCUGUCUGAAAAGACAGAACUUUUACAAAGUUCACUAGGCAUGGAAUCAAGUCCUUUCUCCAGAGACAUAUCAGAGCUGGCAGGUGAUUCUGAAGGAUAACUAACAUUUCUGGUUCUUCUUGGGAUUGUUACCUUCAUGGAUGUUUCCAAACUUUUUAAUCUAGUACCAACAUUGCUGGAUAUCUUGCCCGUCUCAAAGCAAUGCUUUUGCUAGCAAAAACUGUUGCAUGAACAUUUCUAUGCGCUGUUCAAAAUUGAUACACAUUUAUGGAUUUGUUUUCAUUAGCUUUUGCCAUUUAUUUUUUCAGUAUCUGCAGUUCUUUUAUAUUAGCAUGAAAACUUGUAGGUGGGGACAUUAUGUUUUUUUAGUAUCUAUAACCAUUUUGAAUUAAUGGAUAAGAGAUGCAUUUUACUUGUACUGUUUUGUAGUUUUCUGGUGGUUGCUUUGUGUUGGCUCUAACCAGAGACAUUUUAAGGUGUUGCUUCCCUAUGUAAUUUCCCUAAGCCAGUUUUAAAAAUCUGCUGACUAUUUCUUAAGUGUUUAAUUCUUGAAAGUUGUUUCUUAGUAUAAACUGGAGACCUUCACUGAAUCAAGAUCCUCUGAAUGGAAGACAGAACCUUAUGGGGGUAAGUGCUGCUUUGCUACUCUACAAUCCAGCCCCACUUAAGCCAGACUGAGCCAUCCAAACACUUCACAGUGUGGUUCAUCUCCUUUGACUUCUGCCGGCUGAGCUGGCCUCCUGCCAGUCACCAGUUGGGCAGGCAGGAGUCCCGUUGACAUUAUCCCAGUGGAUACCCAGCAGAGGGCCUUGAAAUGGGUUUCCAAGGGUGGGAAUGGGGCUGAGCUGGCCUGGGAUGCAAUGGAUCAUGAGCUGGUCUAACAGCAGGCAUCAGGUGACAUUAAGCCAGCUUUUCCUGCCCCCACCCCCAAUUCCAUGGCCACUGAGCAGCUGAGGAUGUUGUGAAGGCUCUGCCACUCCACAAAAGGCUGUGUCAGCAGGUGGUGGGAAUUUGGGUAGCAACCUGAGAGGAAUUUUACAGGAGCCAGCUUUUAUUGCUUUCUCAAUGCAUUAUGUAAAGGACUUGGUAUAAUAAUAUUUAACAAGGCCUUCAACCCAAAUGGAUAGAUACGUUUAAAAAAUAUUUGUGUACCUUUGUUCUAAAACAUCUGAAAGAAUCAGAUGGAACUGGGCUUUAGUAUAGACCACCUUAUCUCUCCAUUUCUGUAUGCCCUGAAAACAAGGUAUGGUGGUACUUCGGAAGUUGAAUGGAAUCCGUUCUGGAAGUCCGUUCAACUUCUAAAACUUUCCGAAACUAAGGCGUGGCUUCCAAUUGGCCUCAGGAAGCCACGGAAGUCACGUUAUAUGUUCGGGUUCCAAAGAACGUUCACAAACUGGAACACUCACUUCUGGUUUGUGGUGUUCAGGAGCCAAAACAUUCGACUCAACAAGGCGUUCAGGAUCCAAGGUACAAUUGUAUAGCUAAAGAUGGAUGCCGUUCACAGUUUUGGUAGAAUUGGAGAGUUCCUCAAAGACACCCAUCCUGACAUUAAAUGAAACAUUGGUAAGAUGAGACUGUACUGUAUAAAGUGCAGAAGAAAAUUAUCUGUUUCUUCUGAGGUCAUUGUCUUGGUAUGGUAUCAGAAGAAGUCCUGAGAUUGACGAAGGUCACAUACAAAGUCUGAGAGCAAUUUUAAGGAUAUUUCUGUACAAUACAACAUGAAAUGAAGCAGUGAUCAGUUGUUGAUCUUACAACUUAGAUGCCUGUUUGCUCAUAAGAUGAUAUGUUCUUGGUUGAUUUCCAGCCCAUAAUUGAUACUAGAUAUGUAGCACAGAUUUUCUUAGUGAGAUCAGGUAAACGAAUGGGUCUAUAUUUCUAAGUAGAGAAAAGAAUUUAGGUCACUCUAGUUAUUAACUGAAAAGUUGGGGAAACAAAAAUGCGGUAAAUUUAUAAUUGGUGUAAUUUUAAAGAAGUAAUUUUGUUUGUGUUCGUUAACCAAAAGAGGUGCCGUUAAAAUCAGGGCACCUUUUUAACACUGGCUCCUGGAAAAUGAUAGUUUGAAAAUGGGAAGCUACGCUAUUGAUUUUGAAGCAUAGUUUGCACUGUAAUCCAUACAAAGGUAAACCAUGGGGAAGAAUGGAUGAGGACGUCACUCUCUUGUGAGGGGAGGAAGUACACUGCUUAGAGAUGACUGAUUAAGCAGUAAAUUAAUUGUUGAAAUGCUGGUGACAAUCGUGAUGAUGAAAGCUGGCUCCCAAUAGCAAACUAUCAUUUUGCUGUAGCGGCUAUUAUGCAUGCUCUUAUUUUGCUUGUAUUGUGCAUUGGAAAACAUAAGCUUCUCUGAGGCCAAGCCAGAUGGUAGUGUAAGUGCAGCUUUCUUAUACCAGGUGGAGCAGUAGAUUCCUACCUGCGUGGGACACCUCCUUUGCCUUGGGAUAUGAGAGCAGACUCUCCUGGCAUGUUCCGAGAGAAAACCCAGAGAAUCAGAGUGCCUCAUACAUCAGCAUUAACGGUACAGAGCUAAUGUAUCAAUGAAAAUGGUGGUAUACAUAGGCCAGUGGUGUCCAGACUCCAGUCCAAAGUUGUCGAGCUUUUUUUUUAGGAUUUUACCCCAGGAAAUAAACUGCCACAGGGGCCCCCAGGACGGACUUUGGACAUGCCUGACAUAGGCCCAUGCAUUUUGUCUGGCCAGAACCCUUCCCCUCCUCUUUGGCACAGUCCUGUGCCUUUUUUCUUCAAGGUAACUCCCAUUGAACUCAGUGGGGCUUACUGCCAGGUAAGUGUACAUGCCGGGUUGUAGCUUGAGGCCCUGAUUUUGUGCUGUGUCUGUGAGGGAGGUCAGGGACUGCUUCCCCAACUCUCUAGCAGCCAGUAGCGUAUACUCUUGUCCUUACUCUGUCGCUUAUACUGUUGUCCUUAAGUACAAGGCAAUUAUGAUCUCUGAGUUGUUCCUGUUGUGGGAGAGAUUUAUGAGAAGCAGCCAGUGACUGUGGGCUAGAGUCACGUAAGAGGGAAGCAGCACUUUGGAGUUUCUCAGGCAGCAGACUGAAGGAACUAAGUUCACGAUCAGAUUUAUAAUGGGAUAUAAGAGCAGAAAGAAGCGACAGAGGAAUGUUGUUGCAAAUUGUACACAGGUUUACUGGUAAGAGUUUGUGCAGAAAUGUAUGUAUAGGCAUUUAGGUGGAUCAUUAUGUGACCCGAGUAACUAGAGAGUUGCGUAAUUUUGGAGGUAAAAGAGUUUUGUAUUCAAAUGAGAUGACUGAAGGAAAGUCAAGCAGGAACGGAAAGUCAUACCAUACAUUUAAAGCACCGUCAUACUAAUUUAAACACAUAUAGAUUCCCUCAAAGAAUUAUGGGAGCUGUGGUUUGUUAAAGGUGCUGAGCAUUGUUAGGAGCCACAUGUUUCCUUCACAGAACUACUGUCGUACCUUGGAAGUCAAAGGGAAUCUGUUUUGGAAGUCCGUUCAACUUUCAAAAUGUUUGGAAACCAAAGCGGUGCUUCUGAUUGGCUGCAGGAAGCUCCUGCAGCCAAUCGGAAGCUGCAGAAACCCCAUCGGACGUUUGGGUUCCAAAGAAUGUUUGCAAACCGGAACACUCACUUCUGGGUUUGCGGCGUUAGGGAGCAGAAAUGUCCAAGUACCAGGGCAUUCGGGAUCCAAGCUACAACUGUACCAUGUCCAGAGUUCCCCAUGAAGAGGAAAUUCUUAUUAAUUCGCUCUGGAAAUGGUAGCUCUGGGAAUGGAAGACAUUGUGACCCAGUCCCAGGGUUUGUGCACUGGAAGAGCCUAUGUUGGGUGUUCUCCAUCUUGUUGGCUGUAACAGCUAGGUUCUGCCUUAGCCCAAUGUCUGCAAGCACAGAAAUCAUAAGGCUGUGGCUGAGAUUGAAAUUCCGAACCUUCUGACAGUAGAAGACCUAGGUGGGAAUCUUCAAGGUCUUGUUGUAGUUCAGCACCCAUAACAAACUCCGGUUCCUAGAAUUCUUGGGGGGAGGGGAGCCAUGGCUGUUUAAAGUGGCACCAUAACACUUUGAAUGUAUGUUAUGAAUGUGGCCAUAGUUUAAUGUAAAUCAAAUGGAAGCUCACCAGAUCAUCUUAACAUUGCCUGCUCUGAUUAUGAGCAACAUAGUAUUUCCAGACCGCCCAGGUCCAAAGAAAAGCUGCUGGCUCCGUUUUAACGUUCUCCUUUCUUUGAUUUUGAAGGCUUGCCCGACAUGUGGAUCGACUGGUAGACGUUACUGCAAUAAAUGCAAUGGCAACAGCAAGGUAAGUAGUUGUGCUUAGUGUGGAGUUUUUGUUUUGUAGAAAGGUGAGAACACAGAUGAGAAAAUAAAAGGUGGAGGAGGAAGCAACAUGUCUUUUGUUUAAACAGCUGAUGGGAUGUUGGCUAGUAGAACAAAAUUGGAACCCAAGAGAUAUAAACCAGAAAGCCAGUAAAUAUUUGAUACAGCAAUUGUACUGGAUGUCUGGGGUAUAGGUUUUCUACGCUGGUUUUUCUUCCAUAUUUGGAAGCUUAGAACAGAGAACAAUUAAAACGACUGACUACGUAAUCAUGGAUGUGAGAAAUAUUAAUUAAAGUAAACAUUGCAACACUACCCAAAAUUGAGAAAAGUUGCGACUAACAACCCUUCCAUCAAUUUUUAAUUAGUUAAUUCAGAAAAAAGGUUUAUUUUUAUUUUUAAAAACCUACAUUUUUACAUGCCUUGUGAAAAUAGAAAGGGAUGAAGUAUGGUGGAAUCGAACAGAGUAUCAGUUCACAGACUGAUGGAAUUGGGCAGCUUCUCUUGUUAAGAGGCAAGAAAUCUCCAGCUGCAUCUAGGCAGUGUUAAGAAAGCAGGAGGAGAAGGUCAACACCUCACACUUGGAUGGAAUCAGCCUGGUUGGGUCUAUGAGACAGGGAAGUCCUCUGUCACAGAGGGAAGACCUUUGGAUUUUUGACCAAGAUAAAGUGCUCUUCAGAAUUGACCCUUCCCCUCAUACUUCAGCACCACAUUUCAUGAUUUGCAGGAAACAGAUCAGAUGGCAGCAGUUUGAGGUUCAUAGGGCACUAAAAUAAUACACUUGGUGGAGAGUGGAAUCUGAUUUCUGGGGUGGGGUGGGGAGAUAGUCCCCCUUGUUUUCCACAAGCAAGUCACCCAAGAUUGUCUUGUCUUGAGAACCACCAGAAGCAGGUAGAAUUGAGAAGGCUUGGAUCUAGCCAACAUUUCUGACAGAUCUACAGUUACAGCUGACCUUGUGGUCCAUUUGCCCAUAGGGACACCUCUUUGCAACAAUGUCCUCAUUGGGGAUAUGUACAAAGUUGGUACCUUGGGCUUCUCCAUCUCCUUCCACAGGGUGUUACAAGAUGGACAUCUUUGCUUCGGCAGAUAGCACCUUAAUGACGGAUAGAGAAAGUAGUGAAGUGAUUCCUUGUUAAAGAUGAUCAUGGAGAUCUGAUUUUGUCCAAUGAGUGUUUUGUUUGGCGAUACCCUGCUUAUUUCUGGCUCUUUUGUCUAAAAUUAAAUCCCAACAGCAACAGUGUGGGAGAUGUCAUGGAAGAGGAGUCCGGUUUGUGGAUGAAACAUGUGACCAAUGUAUGGGAAGUGGACUUGAAAAGUGCGUGAGUCAAUCUGCAAAUAUAUGAAGAAGAUGCUCAUUUUUAUUUUCACUGUGGGGUUUGAGUGUUGCACUAUGUGUGACAAUUGCACUCCUUCCUGGUCCUCUAUACGUGAGAUACCAUGGACAAUCUUAUGGUGGAGCUUCAGGCUAUAGGUUCAACAGAGACCAGGAAGUCUUUGCUUCAAAACUUGCCUUUGCUGUGAACUGAGGCUGUAUACACACUAUAUACCUUAAAAGCACAUUCUUUCCCUCAAAGAAUUUUGGGCACUGUGGUUUUCUCCUCUCAGAAUUAAAAUUCCCAACAACGCCCAACAAACUACAGCACCCCAUAAUUCUUUGAGGAAAGUAAUAUGUUUUGAAUGUGUUUUGUAGGUAUCAUGGGUGGUCAGCCUCAUUCAUUGGCCUUGGGAAAGCUGCAGGAUGAAAGAGACACCUGCAGUAUGGGAAUAAUAAGACUUAGCUUACCUUCAGAGGUGUGCAAAUGUUUGAAAUACUGCAUGUGAAGGACUUUAAAUACCCUAAGUUAAUUUUUUUAAAUUAAAAGUAUAGGAAGUAUUGUCCUAGAUCUUUCUGUAACUGAAUUGAUUCAAAUGUAUUUUGCACUUGGGAAGGAAUUUGUGCCCAAAUGUAAAAUAAAAGAAAAGGCGUUGCCAAAGGCAGCACCCUGGAAUGAGGGCUAUAGUGUAACGGUCCGAAAACUAGAAAUAUAAAUGGAAGUAUCUUCUGUUUCAUGAUUUUUUUGCAUUCAGUGACGUGUGCUGUUGUUUUGCAAAAUUUGAAUUAGUGUGAAAAGUUAGCCAGCCCUCAAGUGAAUGGAGAAAAGAUCCUGCAGGCCUUACCUUUCACCUCCCCAUUGGUCCCAGGCACAUGCAGGCAGUUAAGAAUAUCGUGAUCUGUCCUUUUAAUCUUUUAAUCUUUAUGAGUUCUUCUGUGUACAUAUGGUUGCUAUGAUGACGCAGCAGCGUCCCUGAAGCUAAAGCUGGUCUGUGCCUAGUUGGAGGAUGUAUGGAAGCCUAUGGGAGUUCCAUGGAGGAAAAAUACAUAUGAGAGAAAGGCUUAGGGAUAUGUAUGAAAUAGAAGGAUCCGAAGAAAGCAAAUGAAGCAGAUUUCCAGCCCUUAACCCAAACUAUGGGUCAUGCCGCACUGCAUUUCUCUGUGUGCCUGUGUUGGCUAAGUAUAUUCAAGAGAGCAGAAAUAGGGUUGCCAUCCCCUGACUAGUAUUGGCCAAACUGGGAAAUGUUACUAACUGAAAAAGAAGCUCAGCUUGUUAUGCGUCCUGAGGCCCAGGAGAUGGCGCCAUUUCCCAACAGAAAAACGAAACAAGACGCCAGCUCUAGAACUGAGAAACCUCUAUUCCAUUGGUUUUGCCGGAUUAUCCUUUCCUUUUUUUGUGUGUGUGUUUCAGCCGGGCUCACAAAGUACAAAGUGCCGAGUAGUUUCAUUACAUUUUAUCGCAUCUUGUGUUUUAUUACAUUUUAUUUACAGUUGCCAGGUGUGUUCUGGUAUGGGAAAAACAGUCUGCAACGAUUGUGCAGGAAAAGGACAACUGCUGUCGUUCAUUGAGCUGCAAGUUGAAUGGCAAGUCUUGUCCAAAUAGACUGUGGUGGAAAGGGGAGGCCGCUUCUAACUGCGUGGAAAAUGGGCUCUGCCUACCAGAGCUGCCUGAGUUUUACGUUCAGCUUCAGGAGUGAAAGGAUCCAGUAUAGUUGCUAGAAAUGGUUACUCAAUUGAUCUGGAAAAUAUGGGCUUGAGGCCUCUUCUCAUUUUGGUUAGCGUAUGGGGCUAGAUGAGGCACUGCUCUGGCUCAAUCCGUACCGACGGCUACCUUUGAGCAUUGUGCCAGUUUUGUGACUUCAUAAAUUUAUGGUCAAUGCCUGAUGUGGUUCAGUUCCCCCAUGGGACUGCACUGUGUUUGAUUUAUGUUGGAGAUUGGGCCGGCUCUUUGACCCCAUGUAAAAAGCUUACGUAGCAGGGGGAGCCAUUUUGAGAGCGUUUGGUUUGAGAAGGCCGUUGUGCUGUGAAAACAGAGAAAGCCUGCAGGUUGUCAUUGCAACUCUCCUGCUUUUUGCCUUCAUAGGAAGAACAACGUUUAUGAAUAUGUGGCAGAUGAAAGAUCUGGAUUUCCUAUUGAACUGUUCAAAACGGUUACUGGAGAGACGUUGUUUGUUGAUGACAGCCCUAUGGUAAUGAAAUGCAGUAAUGCAAAGAGAGGCAGGACUUGAAAAGGAACCAACUUAAGUGUUGGCAGUUAAUUAAUUGGUGGAGCAUAUUUCACCAUAUAUUGUUCCCAAGAUGAUCAGUACCUAAAUCUUCCCCCACCCCACUCCAACCUCUGCUACCUCUCCCUCACCCUGGGCCACAACACACACGCAAUCAUAAAAGUAAUUGUAGCCAUACAAAAAUACACAGGUACGAAUUGUCUCACAAUUGUCCCCUGGCACCCCCCACUCUAUGCCUCUGCCCACUAGGUAGCUUACAGCCAAAUCAUACAGCGAUCCUACUAUUUUAGAACUAGCCAUAUGCCCAUUUUUUGACAGAUUUGUGUUCUAGCUCAGACAUAACAAGUUAUCUUGUUAUGCAUUGCUGCAUCCUAGAUCCUAAGAAACUCUUCUGACCACGGCUUCCUGACCUCAACUCCAACAGUGGCAGUCAGAAAAUAACUUUAGACAGGAAUGAUGGUUUAAACGCAAUCUUACAAAUAGCUUAAUAAUACAUUUAUUGGAUUAAAAAAAGCUUUUCAUACCCAGUGAUUUGUUAAGACAUGAUUUGAAGAUUUUGCAUCUUAAUGGCAUUUCCAGAAAACAUGUGUAUAGUUUGUAUACUGGGAGCCAACACGAUGGCUGGGACAAGUUCCACAGGGGGGGAAGCACUGGGACAUCCGAUCUCGGUGAUCAUGGGCAGGAGGCGGAGUUACGCUAAGACCAGACCAUGUCAUUACUGAGGAGGCAGGUUUAGUCGUUGUUUGAAGACUAUCCCUGCCUCCGGGUCUGGCCUAGACAGGAAGGAUACUGGAAAAAACACGGGAAACCCACAUGACCUGAAAGUGUUGCUGUGCAAUGCCAGGUCAAUGGUGAAUAAAACCACUGCCAUCCACGACUUGAUUGUGGAUGGAGGAUUUGACCUGGCAUGUGUGACGGAGACCUGGUUGGAGGAAGCAGAUGGGCCCGUCCUUGCCGCUGCUUGUCCACCAGGUUUCUCUUACGCACAGCAACCCAGGCCUUGUGGGCGGGGAGGGGGGGUUGCAGUGAUUUUUAGGAAGUCAUUAGUUUGCACCAGGCGUCCUAUUGGAAAGACCCAGUUCUCUGAGUGCAUGUUCUGGAAGUUGGGCAAUAGGGGCAGUACAGGAUUCCUUUUGGUGUACCGACCUCCCCGCUGCACCAAGGAUUCCCUGUCCGAGCUGCUUCAGGUCGUGGCGGAUUUUCUCCUGGAGACACCUAGUUUGGUUGUCCUAGGGGAUUUUAACAUCCAUGCCGACACGACCUUACAAGGGGCCGCUCGGGACUUCGUGGAAAGCAUGGCCUCCAUGGAGCUGUCCCUGAAUAAGUUUGGCCCAACUCAUAGUCAUGGACAUGCCUUAGACCUGGUGUUCACCUCUAGUGACGUGGGUGAUCUGACACUAAGUAAAAGUGAAACAAAAGAAGUGCCAUGGUCAGAUCACUUCCUGGUGCAACUGGACGUCUCCGCGACCCUUCCCCUCUGCAGGGAGGUGGGACCAAUUCGGAUGGUCCGCCCCCGCCACUUAAUGGAUCCAAAUGGUUUCCAGAGAGUGCUAGGGGAUGCUUUAGCCCAUGUUGAUGGCCUUUCAGCUGAUUCCCUGGUGGCCCGCUGGAAUGCGGAGUUAACCAGGGCUAUCGACUGUCUGGCCCUCUCCGAUUGCAUGGAGCCCGGACAGCCCCGUGGUUUUCUUCGGAGCUGAGGGCGAUGAAACAAUCGCUGAGACGGCUAGAGCGUCGGUGGCAGAAAACUCACUCCGAAUCUGACCGGACACGGGUUAGAGCUCAACGUCGAGCCUACCAAGUGGCGAUAGCGACGGCGAAGAAGACUUUCUUCACCGCCUCUAUUGCAUCUGCAGAAAAUAGUAGCAGGAGACUCUUUCAGGUGGUUCACAAUUUAACGGAACCACCUUUACCACCGGGGCAUUGUAAAGACCCCAAGAUCUCCUGCAACGAUUUUGCAAAGUUUUUUUGCAGAUAAAAUCACUCAUAUUCGGAAGGAGCUAGACACCACCGUGGGAGCAGGGCCAGGGCGGGAGAGUGCUAGAGCUCUGUCUGGUCAAGUUGCAUGGAAUCAAUUUCGAUCCGUUACCCCCCGAGGAUGUGGACAGGCUGCUUGGACGCGUGAAAGCAACCACCUGUCUCCUUGAUCCUUGCCCAUCCUGGCUAAUAAAAGCAAGCCGGGAAGGGCUGGGCGAUGGGCUCUGCGGGGUGGUGAAUGCUUCCUCUGUGAGGGAACAUUCCCAGAUCCGCUGAAAGAGGUGGUCAUUAAACCGCUUCUUAAAAAAACCAUCUUUAGACCCGGCCAGUAUGGCCAACUAUCGCCCAGUCUCAAAUCUUCCAUUCUUGGGCAAGGUGAUUGAGCGCGUGGUUGCUGAACAACUCCAGGCACGCCUGGAGGAUGCGGACCAUUUGGAUCCCUUCCAAUCGGGAUUCAGGCCUCACCAUGGGACUGAAACUGCCUUGGUCGCGCUGGUUGAUGAUCUCCGGCGAGCUAGGGACAAAGGUGAGAGUUGUUUCCUGGUUCUGCUGGAUCUCUCAGCGGCCUUUGAUACAAUCGACCAUAACAUCCUUCUGGACCGUCUAGAGGGGCUGGGAGCUGGGGGCACUGUUAUACAGUGGUUUCGCUCCUUCCUCCUGGGCCGUGUUCAGAAAGUGGUGGUGGGGGAUGAGUGUUCAGACCCCUGGGCCCUCACUUGUGGGGUGCCUCAGGGUUCCGUCCUCUCCCCAUGUUUUUUAACAUCUAUAUGAAGCCGCUGGGAGAGAUCAUCAGGGGGUUUGGGCUGGGUGUCCAUCAAUAUGCAGAUGAUACCCAGCUCUACCUCUCUUUCAAAUCAGAACCAGUGAAGGCGGUGAAGGUCCUGUGUGAGUGCCUGGAGGCGGUUGGAGGAUGGAUGGCGGCUAAUGGAUUGAGGUUGAAUCCUGACAAGACAGAAGUAUUGUUUUUGGGGGACAGGGGUCGGGCUGGUGUGGAGGACUCCCUGGUCCUGAAUAGGGUAACUGUGCCCCUGAAGGACCAGGUGCGCAGCCUGGGAGUCAUUUUGGACUCACAGCUGUCCAUGGAGGCGCAGGUCAAUUCUGUAUCCAGGGCAGCUGUCUACCAGCUCCACCUGGUACGCAGGCUGAGACCCUAUCUGCCCGCGGACUGUCUCGCCAGAGUGGUGCAUGCUCUAGUUAUCUCCUGCUUGGACUACUGCAAUGCGCUCUACGUGGGGCUACCUUUGAAGGUGACCCGGAAGCUACAAUUAAUCCAGAAUGCGGCAGCUAGACUGGUGACUGGGGGUGGCCGCCGAGACCACAUAACACCGGUCCUGAAAGACCUACAUUGGCUCCCAGUACGUUUCCGAGCACAAUUCAAAGUGUUGGUGUUGACCUUUAAAGCCCUAAACGGCCUCGGCCCAGUAUACCUGAAGGAGCGUCUCCACCCCCAUCGUUCUGCCCGGACGCUGAGGUCCAGCACCGAGGGCCUUCUGGCGGUUCCCUCAUUGCGAGAGGCAAAGCUACAGGGAACCAGGCAGAGGGCCUUCUCGGUAGUGGCGCCCACCCUGUGGAACGCCCUCCCAUCAGAUGUCAAAGCGAUAAAUAACUACCUGACAUUGAGAAGGCAUCUUAAGGCAGCCCUGUUCAGGGAAGCUUUUAAUCUGUGAUAUUUUACUGUAUUUUUUGUUUCUAUGGAAGCCGCCCAGAGUGGCUGGGGAAACCCAGCCAGAUGGGCGGGGUACAAAUAAUAAAUUAUUAUUAUUAUUAUUAUUAUUAUUAUUAUUUGUAUGAGGCUGGGGUAUACAUUUUCUAAAGCACCCUCAUAGCUCCCAAACUAUUGCUGGCCUUGAUAGCCAAGGCAAACCUUGUGGACCUAUCGCUCUGCACGAAGUCAGGGACAAUCCCCCAUUUUCUUCCCGGCUGGGGAGGAUGUGGGUGGGGCAACCCAAGGGAGAACAAUCUCUGUGCUCCUCCUUCCAGUCAUGGAACUGGAGAAAUUUUGGUGUUGGGUGACAGUGGCACUUGGCCCACUUCAGUAGUGCAUUUGUCAAAUGGCAACACAUUUUUCUGUGGAGGCCCACGGUGGGGCUUGUUUUGCACUGGGCUGCCAGAGCGUUAGAAGUGCCAAAGUGGGAACCCAACCUCUCUCUGGCUCCCAUUUCCACUAGACGUUGAAAACAGCAUCACACCACAUUAAACAGUCAUGGCUUUCCCCCAAGGAAUCCUGGGAACUGUCUUUGGUUAAGGAAGCUCAGAGUUGUUAGGGCUACAGUGGUUUACUAAUCCCUCUUCCCACAGAGUGGUUUACUAAACUCUCUUCCCAGGGAACUCUCCUGAUAAUUUUGUGUAAAAGAGAGAGGGCUGGACAGGGACAUACUGGGUUGCCCAGAAACAGCCUGGCUUCAUCAUCUCGUAUUGGCAAUAGUAGUUUUACUUACCUGUCCGCAGUGCAGGCAAGAGGCUCUUCUUGGGUGGUAUGCAGUUGUAUUUUAGAGAUCAGCUAUGCUUCAUGUCUGCAUAAUGUGAUAAAACAAUGACUAGCCUGCUCUUGCUCCUCGGUUAGGACUUCAGUUUUCUAUUUGUAUGUCUUUGAAAUUUGUGUUUCCAUAGGUAUAUCCAGUGAUUAGUUUCCCUGAUUUUGGCGUCAGUCAAGCCUCCAGCUAUGCCGUUGAACAACACCAAACUCAGUUUGCAUCUACAAGGCGGAUACUGAGGCAGGCAAGUGCUGUGAAUAUUAACCGAAUCACCACCGAGGCGAUGGUCUUCGGUGCUGUGAUCCAAGAGAAUUUCCUGGAGCGCUUCCUUCCCCCAUGCAGGGUCAUGGUGAAAUUCAUACACCUGCUGCCCUCCAUUGGCCUGUGCCCUUGCAAACAUCCUAAGCUUUGUAGGCUUUUCCCAUAUUGUUCGGCCAAGUUCCUACAUUGGCAGCACCCUAGGCUAAGGGGUAGUUGGGUCAUAGAAUAGGGAUGGGGAACUUCUGGCUUUUCAGAUGUUGUUGCGCUCCAGCUUAAGUAAGCCCAGCAGGCAUGCCCAGUGGUUUGGGACAAGAACGUCAGGAGCAUCCCAGAUUCCCCAUACCUGCCAAAUAGGGCCUCAGCAUGUCCGUAUUCAGAAUGUGCCUAACUCUUGCCAUUCUUUGGUGUAUAAAAAAAAGCCAUUCAGGUUUGAACUUUUCUGUAAACGAUACACUGAUGUUUAGACCCUAAAAGUAUCUUCUUUGUGUUUUUACAGAGGCAAACAAUUGAGCUGAUACUUCUCACCAGGGUACAAUAUUUAUGGCAUGGCAAACCUUACUCCUUCUAUGUUUAUGGCAAGGAACGCAAGGUGCAUGCGGAGGAUUAUCCACAGAAGUGUUGCUGUACCAUCCUGUGAUUAUUAUGGGCUAUUUCAACUGGUGUAAAAGAAGCACUGUUGAUUAAAACUUGUGGAAUAUUUGCAGUCCCUCCUCAUCCCAUUUUUUUUAAAAAAAGAAGUUUAUUGUCCCACUUUAUAAGAAUUGUGGAAGAUACCUAAAUAAAUUGGACAUAAAGGACUAAAGUUUGCCAAACUCCAGGAUUACAUAUUAGAAGGAGAAAGAAGAGCAAUCAGUGCAAGGAUGUCUCUUGCACAACAAAACAUUCCUGCCUCCCCAUCCAGCGUGUCUCCUGAAUAUGUUCUUUUUUAAUGCUUUAUUAAUAUUAAAAGAUAUAACAAAGAAAUAUAUAUAUAAUCAAAAUAGAAAUACAAAAAGAAAAUCACAUUAUUUGUUCACUGUACAUUCUUCUGUUCCCUAUGACUUCCUGCCACCCCAUCAUGCAUUUACUUCUUAUUUUAUUUAGUGCCCUAUUAAUCUCUAUUUUCUUUUUAAUUGUCAAUAAUAUAUCUUCUUAUAAAUAGCCAUCGUAACACAGAAGUCAUUCAAAUCCUGCCACAUUUAUACUAGUACAAUAAUCUUUAAGAUUUUUUUUAUACAUGUCCCAAUUCCAAAUAAAUGUUUGUUCAGUAUUACCUCUCAAUUUGUCUGUCAUUUUUGCCAGUUUGGCGAACUCCAUCAAUUUACUUUGCCACUCCAACUUUGUUGGGAUUUUCUCUCCUUUCCAAUUCAUUGCGAUUAGUAUUCUUGCUGUUACAGUAGCAUACAAGAAUAUUUCUCUCGCAAUUUUUGGUAUGUCUAGGCCAAGUAUCCCUAAGAGAAAAGCCUCUGGUUUUUUUAUGAAGGAUACUUUAAUCAUUUUUUUAAGCUCAUCUUAGAUUAUGUUCCAAAACUCCUUAAUUUUCUUGCAUGUCCACCACAUGUGAAACAUUGACCCUUCCACUUCCCAAAUAUUUCAACAUUUGCCAAAUAUUUCAGCAUUUCAUAUUGACCUUCCAUAAAUUUUCCCAGGCGGUCAUUGGGAUGUUGUAGCCAAAGUCUUGGGCCCAUUUGACCAUAACAGAUUUUACCUCCUCCUCCUUGACCUCCCUGUAUUUUUCCGGUCUGGAUGGCCCUCCCUGCCUAGAGGAGGAAAGGGGCUAGGCUUUGUUGGUGCCAGCAGCAGCAGCAGCGCUUGAGCAGCUGCCAUUUUAAGCAGCCCCUCUCCGGAGCCCUUUUGCGCGCCACUUAUUGUCCCUCCACCGCCAGCCCCUGCUGCUCACAAGACACAGCUAAGCAGCCACCGGGCUCGUGCUGCUCUUGCAUCACCCCCCCCCCAAAUAUAGUCCGCCCCCCCACUAGGUCUGAGGGACAGUGGACCGGCCCCCUGUUGAAAAAGCUUGCUAACCCCUCAUCUAGUGCAACUGUUUCAUUGAAUACUGAUGCUUUGAUUUCUCUGUUGCUAUCUGUGGGGAGCUAUCUCUUCUGUCAUCCUGAGAGCAUUUUAAAAUUGUUUUUCAAAGUGAACCAGGAAAAUCACCAAAUAAACGAUUCAUUCUACUCUU